AGUCAGGCACAAGCCUGUUUAGCUAUCCCCCUGUUCUCUUUUCCCAUUGUUCUUGUCCAACAUGAUGAACAGCUUCCCAGCCAAUUCUUCUAUUAAUCAAGAAUUUUUUCACAUGCAGAUUAUCAAACCACUGAUGGAGAAGAAGCGAAGGGAUCGAAUUGCCCGCUCUCUGAAUCAGCUGAAGGUUCUCUUGCUAGGUGACACCAACCAGGGAAACAAGCCUCUUCCUCAUUCUCGCAUGGACAAGGCAGCACUCCUGGAAAUGACUGUGCGGCGGAUACAGAUGCUGCAGGUAGCAGUGGCAGAGGACAGGGGCUUCCAAACAGGAUACUCCUACUGUGCCUCUCUUGUUCGAGCAUUCUUCAUCUCAGAGAGACAGCGGUAUCUAGAGGCUCCCACUCCAUCCAACCCUGCAGCCAAACCUACCUGUGAGGCCAUCUCAUUAGCGACUCUCCCAUCUGCCUCUACACUGUUGAAGAUCUCAAGAUGGAGUGAUAUGCAUCUAGCUUCCCACAGCCUCCGACACUUUGAAAGAUCUGUGCCUUCUGUGAUCCUAAGCAGAACAGGGUCUCAGGUCUUCUGGAGACCCUGGUCUACCUGAGCUUUUCACUCAUACUUGAGAGGUGGGAGUGUAGAAAGUAUCCUGUGAGUACUACAGUCUAAUUUA
Varanus komodoensis (Komodo dragon) is the source of this 667-nucleotide messenger RNA. RefSeq names its product transcription factor HES-7.1-B-like. The transcript has 3 exons. Gene Ontology annotation, cellular component: nucleus. Gene Ontology annotation, molecular function: DNA-binding transcription factor activity, RNA polymerase II-specific; RNA polymerase II cis-regulatory region sequence-specific DNA binding; protein dimerization activity. Lineage: Eukaryota; Metazoa; Chordata; Lepidosauria; Squamata; Varanidae. The coding region runs from base 62 to 601 and encodes 179 amino acids. The record is from RefSeq and is a predicted model, not a curated record. Gene Ontology annotation, biological process: regulation of transcription by RNA polymerase II; regulation of neurogenesis; anterior/posterior pattern specification.